This is a messenger RNA of Blepharisma stoltei, 780 nucleotides long. NCBI's taxonomy places the organism in Eukaryota, Ciliophora, Heterotrichea, Heterotrichida, Blepharismidae. The record is from the annotation of a GenBank genome assembly.
AUGGCACAGGGCAAGAACAAGCAAGCUUCACGUGCUCGUAAAGGAGGCAAAAAACGUGUCGGAGAUCCUUUCUCAAAAAAAGAAGUCUUCGAAGUUAAAGCUCCUUCAACCUUCACAGUAAGAAACGUUGGCAAGACUUUUGUAAACAAAACAUCAGGCACCAAAAUUGCUAGUGAUGCUCUUAAAGGCAGAGUUUUCGAAGCCAACCUUGCAGACCUCCAAAACUCAGACGAACUUGCCUACAGAAAAGUCAAGCUUAUUGUUGACGAAGUCCAAGGAAAGCAAUGUCUUACAAAUUUCUAUGGCUUAGAUUUCACCAGAGAUAUGCUGUGUUCCCUUCUUAGAAAAUGGCAGACGCUUAUUGAAGCUCACAUUGACGUUGAAACCAAAGACAACUUCAAAGUUAGAAUGUUUUGCAUUGGCUUUACCGCAAAAAGAGCCAACCAAGUCAAAAAGACCUGCUACGCCAAAACUUCACAAAUUAAACAAAUCAGGAAAACCAUGAUGAACAUCUUAGCUAACGAGGCUCAGUCAAACGAUUUGAAAGGCUUAGUCAAGGUUUUGAUUGGAACUGAUAUUAACAAGAGAAUCGUCAAGGAAUGCUCAACUAUUUUCCCACUACAGAACGUUUACGUCAGAAAAGUCAAGGUGAUCAAGAGGCCAAAGAUCGAUGUAGCUAAACUUAUGGAGCUUUAUAAGGACGCCCCAGAGAUCUCAACUCAGGCAAAGCCAGAAGAGGAAGGAGCCAAGAACGCUCUUACAGCAGAAAUAGCUAAAUAA